GUCAGUCACAUAAAGCCCAUCACACCGAAGAGCAGGCGAGAAAUAAUAAACAUGUCACUAACAACAAUCUCAGAAAAGACGAAGGUGGAGAUUACUCAACAAGAGUUAUCAUUGAUAGAAAAACCAAAACAAAGCAGAAUGAACUGAGUCAGGAAACUUCAGAAGACAAAGAUGAAAAAUUAUCAAAACAAAACAAAGAUCUUUCUCAAGAUCUAUUCAUGCUGAAAAAUGUUGUUAUCAGAUUGAAUAUGGAAUUGGAAAACGUUCAAGAUAAGUCAAGGGAGUAUUUUAUGCAUGACAGAGACGCAUGUAAAGACUUUGAAAUCUCGAGAGAUCUUGCAGUAAAAAAACAACCAACUUGGGGUCGCAGUGAUAUGAAUGCUGUGGCUCCUCUACUUCAAGCUUAUCAAGAGGCAAUUGAAGACAAAGAUAAGUUGAUCAAAAAUUUCCGAUGUGAAAUAAAUAAGUUCAGCGGACAUUGCAAGAAAGUUGUGAGUGAUAAUGUCGGUCUUCUCAAACAAUUGUCAGAAGAAAAAAAGAAGUGUAAAUCUAUGCUGACUGAAUGGGAAGUGAUGCAUAAAGAAGUGUUUACAACCAAGGAACAGAAUCGACUUCUAUGCCGUCAGUCAAAGCUUCAUCAGAAUAGCAUCAUCGAACUCCAGAACACAUUUCGUGAACACUUGCUAGAGAUGAGCAUGGUGAAAGAGCAAGUGGAGGAGCGUCUGCUCAAGUCACAGAUGCAAUUGUAUUCACUGCGUGGUAAAUUCUCCAUUUUGACUGAAGAAUGUGAUAACCUGAAAUCAGAUGCCAAUCAAAAAAUUCCGGUAACAGUACACAGAGCUGCUGUAAUGGAAUGCAAGAGGUUGUUUGAGGAAUUAAAAUUGCGAUACGAAGGUGAGCGGGAUACUUUGAUUAAGAAAAUGGCAUUCUCAUCUGCAUUUUCUUCUCAAGCGGACGGUGACAUACAGAUGGUGGACUUGACUACUGAACGUGCUGAAUUGGCCAAUCAGAACAAAACUCUUGAAAAAGAAAUGAAGAAACUCGAAGAAGAAAACCAAAAAUUGGAAGUAAAAUUGAAUCAAAGUGAACGUAACCGUGAAAUUUGCAAGAAACAAUUGAGUCAAGUUUUGGGGUUUGCCAAGGAGCUGAUAAGUGAACAGGAAUAUUUAUUGUUGAAAUUUUCAGAGAAGCAGGCUGCGGAUGAGUUACGAUCAGAUAUAACCACCAGAAUCGGUCAACUGCAGAAUAGAUUGAGAAAUGUGGAGCGGGGAGCCUGUCUUGAGUUAGAGGGAAUGGAGCAAAAGUUCAAGGAGCAUGCAAGUGGAAUUGGACGAAUGAAGGAGCAUUUUCACAAAGAAAUUUGCCGCCUUGGAAAGCUACUUGAUGAAAAAGAAUCGCUAAUCAAUACACUAGUAGCGGAAAAACAUAAACUGGAGGAAGAGAAACGGUAGCUUACAUCGUGCAUUAUACUCCAAUUUAAACAUCAUGCCAUAAUGUUCAGUAAGUCAUAAGUGAUAAGUUCAAUACUGUAAAGUUAUCUUAGUCAUAAGUUAUGAUAUGUAAUAUGGU
Molecule: messenger RNA, 1569 nt
Organism: Nilaparvata lugens (brown planthopper)
Lineage: Eukaryota; Metazoa; Arthropoda; Insecta; Hemiptera; Delphacidae
Gene: Cep89
Product: protein Cep89 homolog
Exons: 9
Coding region: 219-1451 (410 amino acids)
Biological process (GO): chemical synaptic transmission; mitochondrion organization; cilium assembly
Cellular component (GO): centriole; ciliary transition fiber
Source: RefSeq, a predicted model, not a curated record